AUGAGGUCCAGCAGUCUCAAGACUUCCUCUGUCGGUGCUGGUAGCAGCAGUGAAGCUUCAACUCACCUCAAUAUUCCUACGCCAGCAGGCAACAGAGCUUUUAGCAAAGGAAGCAUUGUGAAGCUCAGCAACCACAUUUUACUUUUAACUUACCAGAAUGAGGUGCUUAAACACAUCUUAGAAGAAACCAGAUUAUCCAGCAGCCCUGAGAGUCCAGGAUUUCUGAACAUACCUCUUUCUUAUACCUAUGAUGAGAAUACUAUGGACGUCAGCAUUCACGUGAGAACCUACACUGAGGCAGAUGGCUUUUUGCACAAAUAUGGUUUUGAGUAUCAAGGAUCCGCAGAACGAGGUCUCAUUACUCCACUGACAGAAAGGACGCUUUACAACCUGCUGUCUGUUUUCUCCAGAGGGACGGGAAUACUCCUCACAGGACCUGAGAGGACUGGAAAGCAAACCACUCUGAAGGAGAUAAGCUUACUUUUGGGGAAAGCGUUGUUCUUCAUUAGCUGCUCAAAAGCAGUGGAUCACAAAACCCUUCUUAAUGUCUGCUAUGGUUUGGCUGCAGCAGGUGAUUUGGUGUGUUUUCUUGACAUCGAUCGAAUGAAGCCCCUGGCCCUUUAUGACGUGGCAUAUUGGAUGGGGCAAAUUCAAGAAGCAGUACAUUCUGGGAAGGCCUCUGUCCUCAUGGAGUUACAAGAUGUUCCACUUAAGCUGAAUGGAGGAUGUGUUGCAACUAUUACAAGCUAUCCUGUAAAGCAGAUAAAAAACGGACAACUGCCAAGAUUUGCAUCUCCUGUAGCCACUAUUCCUGACCGCCUCUUGCAGUGUUUUCGUGUUGUUAGCAGCACAGAUGUCAGUCACAGUUUCAUUGUAGAAACUCUACUUUUUGUGGCAGGGUUUUCUGGAGUUGGACUGCAGGCAAGAAAGUUAUUGGCACUAUUUGAGUUUUUUCUGAAGACAUCUGCAACAUUUACUGCCUCUUCUGUGCAUCUUGGAAAUGCUGCUGGCAGCUUUCCGUGGCAACUCUCAAGUAUAAGAAAUGUUAUUUCUUAUGCAGGCAGCCUAUUAUGCACCAUGAAACUCAAGCAAGACUUACUUGCAGGAGAAAGUGAAGGGAAAGAAGAUGAUGUUGCAGCAGUGCAGGAUGGACUGCAAGACAAGGCACUGAUGACUGCGUUCCAUCAGUGCAUUUUUCCUCAGAUGUCUGUUCCUCAGCAGAAGUGCAUGAGAGAGCUUAUUGAGACCCUGUGGCCAAAUGUUGAACUUCCAAAGCAGUGGAUGCCACUGAAUGAAGGAGGCCAGUCUGAAGAAACCAUACAAGUGAACAGUCAGGAGACACCUCCAUCUAAAUCUGAGCUGAGCCAUGCAGAUGGACCCUCCGUUGAUAUCACUGAGGCAGUUUCAAGAGUAAUUGAAAAACAGAAGCUGUUUCCUGAUAUGGCAUUCACUGCUUCUGUCCUAGAAGUAGCCCAGAUUGUGCCAAACUACAGAAUGGUGGUGGUCGUGGGACCAGCUGGUUGUGGAAAGUCUGAGCGAGUUAAUAUCUAUCUGCAAGCUCUCAAGGAGCUAGGAAUCCAAGUGAAAGUCCAAAGAGUGUUUACAAGAGCACUGGAAUCGCAGCAUUUGCUUGGAUUCAGCAACCCCCAGACUGGGUGGACAGAUGGUCUAUUGCCCAGGCUACUCAGGCAUCAUUCCCUAGAGUUGCUUACCACAUCUGAAGGACCGAGUGAGAAGAUGACAGCUCUACACUUUGAUGGAGACAUUGAUAUGCAACAUGUGAAGAACAUUCAAGCACUCCUCUGCGGCAGCGACUUGUUCAUACUCUCCAGCAAUGAGCGCAUCAAGCUACCAGACUCGAUUAAAUUGUUUUGGGAGCUUGAAUCUCUGGAAAACAUCAACCCAGCACUUGCUUGCUGCUUGGGGCUCUUGGUGGUGACAGAUGCCCAGGAGGUGUGGAGGCUGAUUCUGAACAAGUGGUACAACGCCUGGCCCCAAACAAGCCAACAGGUCCUACGACAGCUCACAGAAGAGUUUUUGGGACCUGCCUUGCAGUGGGUGUGUGAGAGUUCUCCACUCAGAAGCCCAGAGCACAAGAGGACAGUCCUCAUGAUGAACAAAGUGGUCAACAACACUUCAGAAAACAUGGUUCAGACCUUCUGCAGAAUUUUCGAGGCCCUCUGUCCUCCAAGUUUGGAACUGCAGUAUGAAGAAAUGAAGAAAUGCUUCCUGUUCUCAUGCAUCUGGGCUGUUGGAGGCACUUUAAAUAAGCAGUCACAAAGUGUGUUUAAUCACUUGUGGAGAGAGCAUUUCCGUGAGAUUUGCUGCUUUCCUCCUGAAGGAGAGAUAUGGGACUAUUAUUUUGACAGUGAGACUCGUCAUUUUGUCCAAUGGAGUGAUGCUGUUCCCAUUUAUUCUGCUCCAGCAGGCUUUGGAAUAUCUCCCCAAGCCUUUGUCCAUACAGUUGACCAAGAGCAACAAAAAGUUCUUAUAAUCCGUUCUAGGUCUCUGCAGCUAGUGAACUCCUCAGUACGACAUGGGGUAAACCUGGAAAUGCCAACAGAUAGUUCAAGUCCACUUUUAAAGCUGGUGGAUGGACUGUAUAUUCUGUACAGACAGUCAGAUAUGACAUAG
Polypterus senegalus (gray bichir) is the source of this 2634-nucleotide messenger RNA. RefSeq names its product dynein beta chain, ciliary-like. Bases 1 to 2634 code for a protein of 877 amino acids. Gene Ontology annotation, biological process: microtubule-based movement. The transcript is spliced from 19 exons. Gene Ontology annotation, cellular component: dynein complex. Lineage: Eukaryota; Metazoa; Chordata; Cladistia; Polypteriformes; Polypteridae. Gene Ontology annotation, molecular function: ATP binding; dynein light intermediate chain binding; minus-end-directed microtubule motor activity. The record is from RefSeq and is a predicted model, not a curated record.